Salarias fasciatus (jewelled blenny) is the source of this 2273-nucleotide messenger RNA. It is a transcript of the gene mfap3l, whose product is annotated as microfibril associated protein 3 like. The record is from RefSeq and is a predicted model, not a curated record. Bases 213 to 1427 code for a protein of 404 amino acids. NCBI's taxonomy places the organism in Eukaryota, Metazoa, Chordata, Actinopteri, Blenniiformes, Blenniidae. The transcript is spliced from 3 exons.
GGCUCGUUCCCCGCAGCGGAGCAGAGCGGACAGGCGGCGGCAGGAGGAGGAUGGAGGCAUCGCUGGAGAAGUAGCCUCGCCACCGUCAGCCUGGACCGCUGGAUUUCCCCGGAGCUCGGAGCAGGAGACGGACCAUGAUUGCGCUGCCUCGCCGGGCGCCGCCGAGCACCUCCAGGAGAUAGCCAGUGUUGCAGCAUGGCCCCCCAGGAGGAAUGACGGAGACCCGCCCCCCUCGGGUGUCGCUUCCACCGCUGGAGAAAAUGCUGGCCGUCCUGGUCCUGGUCCUGGCGUCCCUCGCCGCCUCGCACGCCACGGAGGACGGCAACGCUACGGAGGACGGCGGCGGCAGCGGCGGCUUGGUCCCAGUCGCCUUCACCACAGUGAGCCAGAUAAUUGCCCGGGAGGGGAGCUGCGCCCUGAUUGAUUGCAACGUCACCGGAGAGCCGUUCCCCAGCGUUCAGUGGUUCAACUCCCACGGGCAGCGCCUGGACACGGAGGCCGGCGGUGGGAAGUGGUGGCUGCUGGACGGCGGCGUCCUCAACAUCACCGCCAUCGAGUUCGCCGACCGCGGCAAGUACACCUGCAUGGCGUCCAACCGGCUGGGCAGCGCCAACUGCACGGUGACGCUGCGCGUGGUCUUCACCAACGGCGACAUGGGCGUGUACUACAUGGUGGUGUGCCUGGUGACCUUCACCAUCAUCAUGGCGCUCAACGUGACGCGCCUGUGCAUGAUGAGCAGCCACCUGAAGAAGACGGAGAAGGCCAUCAACGAGUUCUUCCGCACCGAGGGCGCCGAGAAGCUGCAGAAGGCCUUCGAGAUCGCCAAGCGCAUCCCCAUCAUCACCUCGGCCAAGACGCUGGAGCUGGCCAAGGUCACGCAGUUCAAGACCAUGGAGUUCGCGCGCUACAUCGAGGAGCUGGCGCGCAGCAUCCCGCUGCCGCCGCUCAUCAUGAACUGCCGCACCUUCAUGGAGGAGAUCCUGGAGGUGGUGGGCGUGGAGGAGAUGCGGCACACCUUCGUGCGGAACGCGCCGGAGGGGCGGCGGGAGGUGGCGGGCCGCGUGGCGUCCAUCGGGGCGCGGGACGUCUUCACCAUCCUGCAGGAGCGGGAGCGGGGGCGGGAGCGGGAGCGCAGCGAGUCGCCCGCCGCCGACUCCGACAACUCCUCCGUGCACGAGCAGCCCCAGCACAUCGCCAUCCAGGUGUCGGUGCACCCGCCGCUUGCCGCCACCGCCGCCGGGUACUGCCUGGAAGCCCCGCCGCCGCUGGAGGCCCCGCCCUCCUCGCCUCCGCCCGGCUCCCCUCCGCCGCCGGCUCACCUCCAACCCGAGGAGCCCGAGGCGGCGGCGGGGGCAGCGGCGGCGGCCUGCGAGCCCGCGGACGCCAAGACCCCGUCAUGCCAGGUGUUUUACGAGAGCCACGUGUGACGAAACAAACGCACCCGGUCCUGCUAUGCAUUCUCACACACACACACACACACACACACACACACACACACACACACACACACACACACACACACACUUCUAAUUUAACCGUUUGGAGUAAAAACAAUCACUUUUUACUGAUCUCCUCUCCUCUUCUCACUCUGGACCUUCAUGCUUGAAUGUAGGCGGAGGAAGGAUCACUGACUCCAUGUAUCGAUUGUCAGGAAGUGGAGACUUUGACUUAAAGGUGCAAAACGUUCGGCGGCGGCGGUGGCAAGUCGCUCUGGCGUUCAGUCUGCCCUCCGCCAGAGGACAGACUGAACGCCAGAGCGACUUCCCGGAAGACAGACUCGCCGCCGCCCCCCUCUGGCCACCGUUCCCGACGGAAUCUGCCUCAAACCGCUCUUCUCGUCCGGAGACGCCCAUCUGUCCGUCAUCCCGCCGCCACCGCCGAUGCCGACGCACCGAUGCAUGCUGGACUUCCAAUUUCCAUGAUUGUACGGCCUUCAGCAUUUCUAAAAAAGUGUGCGUAGUAUUACUGUUCUCCGAUUAUUACCCAUAGUGCAGUGCUUUCCGUUCUCCAGAUAAGAUUUUCUGUCUCGUUUCCUGAAGUAGAAAAGAGCAUCGUUUCUUUUCCUCUGUCUUGCUGUUUUUAAUUUUUUUUGAAUUUUUUUUUAAAUCAGCCCAGCGUCCUGCUCUGAAAAAAGAAAAAAAAAAAGGAGUGAUGGGUUCUCUUCUUCCUCUGCUCGGCUCCGGUCCGGUCCGGACGCUGUUCUGCUUCUCCUGGUGCUCUUCAGAUUGCCUCCUCUCUUUUGUAGUGGAAUAAAAAGGAAGUGCUGUGCUUCA